AUCGCGGUUUUCGGGACUGAACGAAGUUAGCGUUCGCGCUUGGUGACAGAUGUUCGACAAUCACCUUUCUCUCUUUCUCUCUCUCUCUUUCUUUCCCUUUCUUUUCUUCUCCCCCUUCUUCCCAUAAAUAUUGUUCGUGAAAAUGAUGGUCUUUUGACGUCAUAGAUCUCUUAUGAACGGUGCACAUUGCAUCUUUAAAUUGCAUCUUUUAAUUAAUUUUUUUUUAUGCUAUAUAUAUAAAAAAAGAAAGAAAAAUAGAGAAAAAUAGUCGGCCAAUUUCAUUUCAAUAUAAGGAAUCAGAAUAAUCAGCUAAUGAAUGAUGUAUUAAAUUUAAGACAUGUGUUCGAAAAUCUACUUUACGGAGGAGAGUAAAAUUUGGCUGACCAAUCGGGGUGGAAAAAGCAAAAAUUUCUUUGUUUUGAUUGGUCUGUCAAAUAUUACUUCGACGUGUAAUUUUCGAGCAUAACUCAGAAUUGACAGGCUUUGCUUUGGAGCAUUUGGCUUAUGUUGACUUUUACGACAAGUUGUGAAAGAGUGCGAUUUUUUUUAAGGAAACGAGAUCUUUUAUUAGAAAUUAUAUUAUAAAUAAUCUAAUAUUUUUUCUUUUUGACUAGUUUAGUUUUUGACAACUAAACAAUUAUGGAUACAAUGGAUGUCAUUUGUCUAAUUUUCUCGAAAAAUAAUGUUUUUGUAUGGAAUGCAGAUGAUUGGUUGAAACUUCGACAGGAUCAUAGAAUAAUUGGCGAAUUAGUGGGUUCCUUUCCAAAAUUAACUAGGCAAGAUGUAUUUUCAGGACUUCCAUUACUUCUGUUACCAGAAGAAGUAACUCUUUUACUUGAGAAAAAAAUUGCUCGUCUCGUACAGUGUUCAAGUCUAGGAAAACCACCAACUGAAUCAUUGAGAGAAAAAUUUCAAGAGUAUAGAGACACACUAUUUAAACAGCAAUCAGAAUGUUUGAGAGAGAAUAGAAAAAAACAGAUUACUUCUGUGAUGGACAAAAUUGUGGAAGGAAAAAAGCGCAAGAUAUUGGGAUUGCAUACAAGCAAAAAAAAGAUGAAGAAACCAGUAGAUAAAAAAACACAGGAAGCUUUAGACAGUAUUGAAAUUAACACUCAAAAUCUAUUAGAGGAAGAAUUGGCUAAAUUACCUAAAUUAAGUAAAGCUGAAGCUCUUGUUCAAACACAUACAGCAUAUCCAUGGUUUAAUAAAGAUGACAUGAAAGAAGUAGAAUGGAAAUAUCCACUUACUCCCAAUCAACAACAUAAAUAUAAAGUAUACAAAGAUCUUUGGGAAAAAGAAUAUUAUAUUACUAGUGGAGAUAAAUUUGGUGGUGACUUCUUAGUAUAUCCAGGUGAUCCAAUAAUGUUUCAUGCACAAUUUAUAAUACAGUGUAGAUGCAAAGACGAAGAAAUAUCUAUUACAGAACUUGUAGCUCAAUGUAGAAUCAGUUGCCAUGUCAGAAAAACAAUGGUAUUUGCUACAUAUUAUGAAGAAGAGGAUACAGUAAAGUAUCAAUCCUUUCAGUGGGCAGGGAGUAAUAUAUUUGAAAAUAGUUAAUAUAUUGAGUGAAUUUUAAGUAAAAAAAG
Messenger RNA from Nylanderia fulva, 1586 nucleotides. RefSeq names its product tRNA splicing endonuclease subunit 34 (gene Tsen34). The record is from RefSeq and is a predicted model, not a curated record. Gene Ontology annotation, molecular function: tRNA-intron lyase activity; nucleic acid binding. Gene Ontology annotation, biological process: tRNA-type intron splice site recognition and cleavage; tRNA splicing, via endonucleolytic cleavage and ligation. NCBI's taxonomy places the organism in Eukaryota, Metazoa, Arthropoda, Insecta, Hymenoptera, Formicidae. Gene Ontology annotation, cellular component: tRNA-intron endonuclease complex.